CUCUGUCUUAGUGUAUUUGAAAGAGGAAGGCCAUUGAGGACCUGUGAGCAAUCCAGCAGUUUCUGAAAAAUCUUCAUGCGAAAGGAUAAUCCAGAAUUCCCUGAAGAAGAACAUAGUGAAUGUUAAUCCAGAGGAGCCAUCGGAGGAUCGUGCUCACGGGGAGAUGAUUCCUCAUGAAGUCACUGGAUCCCUUGCAGAAAUCAAAUGUGACUUUCCGUUUAUCAGACUGAAAUCAGAGCCAGCCAGACAGUGAAGCAAGCACAGUGGAGGGGGGACGGCGAAAGAUGAAAUCCAACCAAGAGCGGAGCAAUGAAUGCCUGCCACCUAAGAAGCGAGAAAUCCCUGCCACAAGCCUGCCGUCAGAGGUGAAGCCGGUCCUGCCAAACGAAAACCACCGUGCGGAUAACCUAGCAUGGCUCCCCAGCACACCCAGUGGCCAGGGCAGCCUCGGGGGCCGACACCGGCCUGGGGGGACGUCGUCAGUGGAGGUGGGCUUGCAGCAGGGUUUGCACAAGUCUCUGUCUGCGGGGCUGGACUAUUCCCCACCAAGCGCGCCCAGGUCCGUUCCGGUCUCCACCACUCUUCCCACGGUGUACUCGCCCGCCCUCUCCCAGUCUGGGACCCCCGUUUCCCCUGUGCAGUACACGCACCUGCAGCACACCUUCCAGUUCGUCGGGCCCCAGUACAGCGGAUCGUACACCGGAUUCAUCCCUUCGCAGCUGAUUUCCCCAACAGCCAAUUCCGCGACCGGCGCCGUCACGGCUGUUGCGACCACUCCAUCCCAGCGCUCCCAGCUGGAGGCUUAUUCCACCUUGCUGGCCAGCAUGAGCGGCUUAAGCCAGCAAGGGCACAAAGUUGAGCCGCAUCUGGUCAGGACGCCUGGACUGAUCGCCGCUGGGUCUCCUCCACCCACCCAGCAGAACCAGUACGUCCACAUUUCCAGCUCUUCCCAGAGCACCGUUAGAAACGUCUCUCCUCCAACCAUCCCAGUCCCCCUGCACCCCCAUCAGACAGUGAUCCCGCACACCCUCACCCUCGGCCCUUCCUCCCAAGUGGUGGUGCAGUACACCGACUCGGGGGGCCACUUCGUCGCCAGGGAUGCCCCUAAGAAGCCCGAGAGCAGCCGGUUGCAGGCGAUGCAGGCCAAGGAGGUACUGAAUGGCGAGAUAGAGAAGAGCCGGAGGUACGGCAUUUCGCCAUCUGCCGACAUAGGUCUAGUCAAAGCAGGCAAUAAACCAGCUCCCCAUCAUUAUGAGACCAGGCACGUGGUGGUCCACUCGAGCCCCGCCGAGUACGGUGCACGGGAUUCCUCAGGUGUCCGAGCCUCCGUCAUGGUGGUCCCCAACAGCAGCACGCCCACGGCCGACAUGGAGGUGCAGCAGGCCACCAACCGCGAGACCUCUCCCUCAACCCUCAACGACAAGGGAAGCUUGCACUUAGGAAAGCCAGCCCACCGGUCCUACGCCUUGUCUCCGCAGCAGGCUCUGGGCCACGAGGGGGUGAAGGCAGUGGCCACGCUGUCCCCUCACACCGUCAUUCAGACCACCCACAGCGCCUCGGAGCAACUCCCCGUCGGGCUGCCGGCGACGCACCUGGUGAUCCCCGGCACCCAGUCCCUGCUGAUUCCGGUUGGCGGCACAGACGUCGAGCCGUCGGGAGUGGCGCCUGCGAUCGUCACGUCGUCUCCCCAGUUCGCAGCAGUGCCUCACACGUUCGUCACCACCGCCGUCCCCAAAAGCGAGAACUUCAGCGCGGAGCCCCUCACCACCCAGCCCGCCUACCAGGCCACCAUGGUGCAGGCGCAGAUCCACCUGCCCGUGGUGCAGUCCAUCGCUUCCCCCGCCGCUGCACCUCCCACGCUGCCCCCCUACUUCAUGAAGGGGUCGAUCAUUCAGCUGGCCAACGGGGAGCUGAAGAAAGUAGAGGACUUGAAAACAGAAGACUUCAUACAGAGCGCAGAAAUCAGCAACGACCUGAAAAUAGACUCCAGCACUGUGGAGAGGAUUGAAGAGAGCCAUAGCCCGGGCAUCGCCGUGAUACAGUUUGCAGUCGGGGAGCAUCGAGCACAGGUCAGCGUGGAAGUCUUGGUAGAAUACCCUUUUUUUGUAUUUGGACAAGGCUGGUCAUCCUGCUGCCCCGAGAGAACCAGCCAGCUCUUUGAUUUGCCAUGCUCCAAACUCUCGGUGGGGGACGUCUGCAUAUCGCUCACGCUCAAGAACCUGAAGAACGGCUCUAUUAAAAAGGGCCAGCCCAUGGACUCAGCUAGUAUCUUGCUGAAGCAUUCAAAGAAUGACAGUCUAGCUGGAAGUAGACACAGGUAUGCGGAGCAGGAAAACGGGAUUAAUCAGGGAAGCGCACAGAUGUUAGCUGAGAACGGUGAACUGAAGUUUCCGGACAAAAUAGGAUUGCCUGCAGCACCUUUGCUCACCAAAACAGAACCCAGCAAGCCCCCGGCAACGAGGAAGAGGAGGUGGUCAGCCCCCGAAACACGAAAACUAGAGAAAUCAGAAGAGGAGCCACCUUUGACUCUUCCCAAGCCUUCUUUUAUUCCUCAGGAGGUUAAGAUUUGCAUUGAAGGUCGAUCCAAUGUAGGAAAGUAAAAGUUGUUUG
Messenger RNA from Eurypyga helias (sunbittern), 2610 nucleotides. RefSeq names its product ataxin 1 (gene ATXN1). Lineage: Eukaryota; Metazoa; Chordata; Aves; Eurypygiformes; Eurypygidae. Gene Ontology annotation, biological process: nervous system development; negative regulation of transcription by RNA polymerase II. Gene Ontology annotation, molecular function: protein binding; RNA binding. The record is from RefSeq and is a predicted model, not a curated record. Gene Ontology annotation, cellular component: nucleus.